GGAACGUUAGCUAGCUAGCCAGCUAAAUAGAAGGCUAGCAAAUGUUAACUUCCUGCCAAUGCUUUAGCGGUGUAAAAACCGUUGGUGUAAGCUAUCUUGCUAGGCUACUUGCAGACGGAAGCCGACACGGUAACAUAAKUUGUCGAAUUGAAAGCUAGCUGAAGUUAUGGGCGGUUCGCCCUUUAGAUCCGAUUAAGUGCUACCAGUGAGAGCUACYGAAAGUGUCUGCUAGCUGUCAGUUAGCUGAAGCGGUGGCACCGGAUGAGAAUGUUCCGUGUCGUUUGAAACGGGCGGUGGAUAAAUAGCUUUGUGUUGUUUUUUUUGUUUGUUCAAAUAUAGAAGCUUUAUCCACGACAAUCCUGGGCAACAAAGGGAGAACUAAACGGAAAAACUGAAAUGUCAGGUGACGUCCACUAUUCAAAUAUGUGUUGACUGUGACGCGUAGUUAGCUAGUUAACUAGCCCUGCGACGGACUGUUGUGCCUGGCUAGCUUGAGUUACCUAGCUUUAAAAAACACAAAGCGAUGUCACCGGGCGACAACCCUCACGUUUUACUGGGAAGGAUUCGGUUUCUGAACAAGUGCAUAGAAUGUUUCAGGAAGAGCGAAGCUGUGCCCGAGUGCCUAUGUUUCGUCCCAAAAGAGGUAUGUUAUAAAAUCUGCAAAGAUUCGUCAUCGAAUUCAACCGCUUCGUCUAGUACGUCCACCGCCAACUCAUCCGUCGGUAAGACCCUGGUUUCAGUUUGGGAGAGCCCACAUCAAGCUCUCCACAGUAAGAAGCUAUGCAAGUGCAACAUCGAACCAAAGAAAGGGACAUGUAUUCGGACAACGGGGGAAGAGUAUUGCAACAGCCACGGCCUGUGGGUUAAAAUCAACAAGGAUCAGUUGGAGGAGCACCGAGUGGGUCAGGAGUGUGAGGAGGGCUGGGUCUUGGUCUGUAAACACACGGAGGGAGGAGACCGACUGGUACCUGUAGAAUCACCUGAGACACUCGGCAGACACCAGCAGCUCUUCGGAUAUGACCACAAGCCCUGUGACAGGUGGGAACAGGUGGUGGGUGUAGAGAGUUCUCUUCACAUCGGCUCUAAACCCAAGGUCGCGGAGCGUGAUGAAGCGGCUGUUCAGAAGCUCAGGGUGAUAACAGGCUCUGAUGAGCUACACAGCUACCUGUUUAAGCCUGGUCCAUGGGUGAUAACAGGCUCUGAUGAGCUACACAGCUACCUGUUCAAGCCCUGGUCCAUGGAUAUGUUCUCCCACCUGGACUUUGAAUAUGAUGAGGAUCUGGUGCACUACUACGACCACAUUGGAAAGGAGGAUGAGACCUGGGCAGUGUCAAACAGUGUGUCACAGCAUCGAUGUGUCUCCUGCUCAGUGAGUUGCCUGACAGAUGGAGACACGGAGACCUACUGGGAGAGUGACGGGAUGCAGGGACAACACUGGAUCAGACUGCACAAGAGAGGCACCGUAGUCAAUAAGCUGAUAUUGACCGUUGACUCAACCGAUGACAACUACAUGCCUAAAAGAGUGAGGUUCGGAGAGGAAGGAGACAAUCUGAAGAAGCUCAGCGACGUCACCAUAGACGAGUGAGUUACUCACAAGAACACCUGGGCUGUGUUCAGUGUGGUGCUGGAAGACAUGACGGCCCACCUGCCUGUCAUAGAGGUCCGCAUCGAGGAGUGCAGAGACGAGGGGAUAGACGUUCGGAUCAGAGGGUUGAAGAUCAAGUCAUCAUGUGAGAGAGACCUGGGGCUCAACGCUGACGUGUUUCAGUCUCCUAACCUAGUGCGUUAUCCUCGACUGGAGGGGACCCUGCCUGAUGUCCUCUACCGCAGGGCCCUGGUUAUACAGAGGUUCAUCUCACUGCUGGACAGUCUCCUGCCCCACCUGGUUCCAGCCUGGGACUACAGCCUGGCCACCUUCAACCACAUCAAGAGUAUCAAGCCGUUCCUGCUGCUGUCGAAGCGUCGCUCGGCCCUGAUCACCCAGUGUCUGAAGGACUCCGAGACCAGCAAGCCCAACUUCAUGCCCCGGCUCUAUAUCAACCGUAGACUGGCCAUGGAGCACAGAGACAACCCCUCAGUGGACCCUACUGCCAAGAACGCUGUCUUUACAGUUAGUUUCUGCUCCCAGGGAACAGGCGAGGCCAGAGACCACUAUGUUCCCAACCCGUCCUGCAGAGAGUUCCACAAGUUUGAGUGGAUCGGACAGCUGAUGGGAGCCGCUCUCCGAGGAAAGGACUUCCUGGUGCUGGCUCUGCCUGGUCUGGUGUGGAAACAGUUAACAGGCGAGGCUGUCAGCUGGAGCAAAGACUUCCCUGCUGUUGACUCUGUCCUGGUCAAGCUGCUAGAGGCCAUGGAGGUCAUGGACCAGGAGACGUUUGACUUUAAGUUUGGCGAGGAGUUGGUGUACACUACCCUGCUGAGUGACGGCAGACUGGUAGAGCUGGUACCAGGCGGCAGCAACCAGGUGGUACGGUACCAAGACCGCAGGGAGUUCAUUCACCUGGUACAGAAGGCACGCCUGGAGGAGAGCAGACACCAGAUCUGUGCUAUGCAGGCGGGGCUGGUGAAGGUAGUGCCUCAGGCCGUGCUGGAUCUGCUGACCUGGCAGGAGGUGGAGAAGAAAGUCUGUGGAGACCCGGAGAUCACUGUGGAGGCACUCAAACGACUCACUCGAUAUGAGGACUUGGAGCAGACUGAUGUCAGGGUACAGUACCUGUGGGAAGCUCUCAUGAACUUCACUAACGAGGACCGCAGUCGGUUCCUGAGGUUUGUGACCGGGAGGAGCCGUCUUCCUGCUCCCAUCUACAUCUUCCCUGACAAACAAGGCUCUGAGACUACAGAUGCGUUGCCACAGUCCUCCACCUGCUCCAGUACCCUGUAUCUACCCAACUACCCCAGUGCGAAAGUGUGUGAGGACAAGCUGCGCUAUGCUGCCUACAACUGUGUUGCCAUAGACACUGACAUGAGUCCCUGGGAGGAGUGACCACGCCCAUCUAGCAGUUUUAUGCCACGCCCACCUGUAUUUAUGCAGCGUUUAUAACAAGUGGGGGAAAUGCCGAAAAUAGUACUUGUAAACUGGGAACAACAAGUUGUGUGCAUUCAUGUGCUUUGAACUUACUGAGAAUGCUGAUUGGCUAAUGUAAUGAACGCCUCAUUAGCAUCACUAUCUGAAGCUGCUGCCAAGCCCAUUAUCAUUUAUAAACUGGGUGGUUUGAGCUCUGAAUGCUGAUUGGCUGAAAGCUGUGGUAUAUCCAACCGUAUACCAUAUGAGUAUGACAAAACAGAUUUUUACUGCUCUAAUUAUGUUGGUAACCAGUUUAUAAUAGCAAUAAGGCACCUCGGGGGGGUUUGUGGUAUAUGGCCAAUAUACUUCAGUUAAGGGCUGUGUCCUAGCACUCUGCAUUGCGUCGUGUCUAAGAACAGCCCUAAGCUGUGGUAUAUUGGCCAUAUACCACACACCCCUCGGGCCUUAUUGCUUAAGUAUACCAUAUCUACAACGUUGCCAACUUAUUACAGCUGUACUGUACAUAAUAAACUAAUGUGGAAAUGGAAUAAACAUGACUUCUGAUGUUUUA
Molecule: messenger RNA, 3575 nt
Organism: Salvelinus sp. IW2-2015
Lineage: Eukaryota; Metazoa; Chordata; Actinopteri; Salmoniformes; Salmonidae
Source: RefSeq, a predicted model, not a curated record